This is a messenger RNA of Rana temporaria (common frog), 432 nucleotides long. RefSeq lists its product as uncharacterized. NCBI's taxonomy places the organism in Eukaryota, Metazoa, Chordata, Amphibia, Anura, Ranidae. The coding region runs from base 1 to 432 and encodes 143 amino acids. The transcript has a single exon. The record is from RefSeq and is a predicted model, not a curated record.
AUGGUACUCUGCUGCCUCCGUCAGCAUGGGUUAUAUGCCAAGCCAGAAAAGUGUGAAUUUGAGCGGCAGAGUAUUCAGUUCUUGGGCUUGGUUAUUUCCACGGAGGGGUUCAAGAUGGACCCACAAAAGGUAACAGCUGUUCUGGAUUGGCCUGCACCCUCAGACAAGAAAGGGGUGCAGCGUUUUGUUGGCUUUGCAAAUUUUUACAAGAGAUUUAUAAAAGGAUUCUCUGCAAUCAUUUCCCCCAUUACUCAGCUCACAAAACAGAACAUCCGUUUCCACUGGAACUCCGAGGCCCAGGCUGCCUUUUCUACACUGAAGGAACUUUUUACCUCUGCUUCCAUCCUGAGCCACCUAGAUCCCACACUACCUUACUUACUCGAGAUAGAUGCUUCGGAAACAGCGGUAGGGGCAGUUAUCUCCCAGCGUUAA